AGACAGGUGGGUGAUGUGAGGCACUCGCACACCUGUCUUUAAUUAGCAGUGUCACCAGCAGCCGAACGUCUUUGACUGUAAAACAAAACCCACAACGUGCUUUCUUUUACUGAAUUUAUAAAGAUAAUGAACUCCUUAAAGUUUAACUUCAUCUUUUUCGUCAUGUUGCUUCGGGACGUAGCGUUUGGAAGGCUCGGUGACAUUUCCUUCUCUGUGUGUUGGAUGAGUAACAACGAGGCCCUGGAAAGACAAAAUGGAGACAUAUGGCUGAAUGACACAUCACUCAUCUCCAUCACAAAAGAGGGUAAAGUCACCUCCCUGACGGUGCACCCAGAUGUAGAAAACAAGCUAACACUGGAGUUUGGAGACUUGACCCACAUGUGGACUUUCACCAUUAUGCUUAGUAAAAGGUUCAAUAAAAUCCAGGGCGUGCCCAGACCGCGGAGUGAUCCAACUAAUGCCACGAAGGUCUUUCUGGACUCGUUGAGUCCCUCUGAAGUGUUUGCAUGUGAAAACAAUACUGCAUUCUUCCAUCAGGAUGAGGACUUCUUCCUUGCUACUGGCCAUACCAUGCGUUUCCCUGUGAAGCUUGAGUCCAGGAGCACCUCUAUGUUGCUGUUCUCCUGGAUGGGGAACAGUCAGGCUGUCAACAACAGCCACACUGUCACCAUGUACCGCACUGAUUCAAACUCUCAUAUCCCAUUUGGUGUGGACUCGACCACCAGCAACCAGUACGACUUCAUUUCCCUGGACUCCUGCAGCCUCUAUUUGGCCUGUGUGGAGAUUGCAGACACUCACUCCUUCACGUGCCUCUCUGCUGUUACUGAACCAGACAUUCCCAAAGACUUUGAGGUGACGUCAUGGAACAGCAGCAGCAUAUCCCUGUCCUGGGACUGUCCUGACAACCUCAGGUACUCCCUCUUCCUCCUGACCAUCUACUACCUCAAUGGCUCAGACCACAUCACAGAGGAGGUACUCCUCCGGUUCAAAGAGGACACCUUAGUGUACACCUUGUUGGACCUGGAGCCGUGCGCCAGGGUCAGGUUUGGCCUACAGACUGUCUGUCAGUCAGGGAUGGAGUUGAGCUACAGCGAGAUGGUGCCGAAUAAUGGAAACUCUGUCCACUCCAGCAUCUGGGGCUUGUGUCAGACGCCGUUCAGCCCUGACAACUACGCACUGAGGUGGGAGGUGAGCAACGCCUCCUCCAUAUCCAAGUUCCGAGUGUACCAUGAGGGGGUGCUGCAGGGCACCACGCUCCUCACCAACUACACUGUUGGGGGGCUGUCGGAAUGUCGACAGUACCAGGCCAAGGUGGAGGCGCUGUGUGGAGACGACGUGCUCAUGAAUGCCAAGACGAUCACAGCACUCACUGGACCUGUUGGUAUGUCUGAGCUUAGCUUCCACUCCAAUGACUCCACCACCCUGUGGACACCCACUACCACACAGUUAGCUAUGGCAUAUGUAUAUGAGGUGUCGUUAAAGAAUGGCACCAUCAUCCAUAACCGCAGCUUGACAGAUGCACAGCUGGGCCUCUCAGGUCUUGAUGAAGGGAAGAGCUACACCAUGGACAUAUGGGAGCAGUGCGAUGGAGAGUGGCCGUUUGAAGACGCUCAACCGUGUGUUGAGGCAGAUAAUUCAUCUUCCACAUUCUUUGGGACUGCUGGACCUGUCCAGGAGCUAGUGAUGGAUUUUGUGGUUUCUGACAUGAGACUAACAAUGGUUGUGCCCUGGUCACUGCCUGAAGAUCUACAGGAUGACAUGUCAGAAAUACAAAGAAAAAUUGCGAAGAUUUUUAAAGAUAAGAUGCAGGAGCUGUUGAAAGACUAUGAUCACCCAGCCCGUAUUGAGCUGGUCACCAUCAGACCUGCAGAAGAACCGGACAAAACGGAAAUCGUCUUUUGGUCUUUCGAUGCCUUGAUCACGGAGGAGAAUGUGUCCCUUCCUGUCGAAGAUCAGCUGGAUUACAUUGACUCACAGAAUGCAACCCAUAUUUCAGUUAGAGAUGGGAUCAUUUACUGGGAUGGUCCUGAUCUGUGUCUGUCUCUCAAAUACACUUCAUGUCCCCGCAAUUCUCUGUGCGUCAACACUCUGGGCUCUUUUACAUGUGUGUGCCGGCAUGGAUACUAUGAUGUGAGCUCGGUCACUGAGCGUCAGGUGACUUCACAGCCCAUAUGCAAUGAGAAAGGCCUUUUCAGCCAGUGUCUGGACAAACUGAUGACUGGUGGGAUUGCAAAACCCUACCUGAUGUCUCACAUCGGAGGAAAGGUUGACGUGAAGCUGAACGAUGGGCGGUGCAAUGUGGAACAGAGUGCGAUGCUGUUUUACUUUCGCACCACACGGAAAUCGUCUGAAUGUGGAACAGAGAGACGGGUAAACAAAACCCACUUUGAAUACCAAAACACUUUGAGUGUGACCCUAACCAAAGAGGAAACUAUCAGCCGGCGGGAUCUGAAGGUUGUCUGGAAAUGCGUCUAUCCUCGUCAUUAUGUUCGCAAUACUCACGUUAGCAUGGAUAUGGAGUGGCUCUCCGCUCUCUCCCUGGUGCAGUUCAACUCAUCACUGCAGCUUGCCUUGAGCAUGACCCUCUUCACAGAUGAGUCAUUCAACUCAAGCUACACUGACGUCAUAUCCCUGGACCGCGACGACAUUCUGUACUUUGAGGUGGCGCUGCACACCAACAACUCCUUUGCUUCAUUUGUGCUCCUGCAGGUGGAAUCAUGCUGGGCCACUGAGAGCAGUGACCCACAGGACACUGUCCAGGGCGUCUUUCUUCAUGAGGGCUGUCCCAUUGACCACACAUUCUACUGGCUCUCCGUUAACGGCAUGGAGCAGAAAAGCAGGUUUUCCAUUGAGAUGUUCACCAUGCCCAAAGGGCUACCCCUAUACAUUCACUGCAUGGCCAAUAUAUGUGGGCAUGACAAAGACUGUACAAAGAAUUGCUCCAGCCAGCAACGAACCAAGAGGUCAGAGAGUCAGCCAGACAGGAGAGGGAAACGUGCUGCUGUUGUGUCUGCUGGACCUGUGGUGGUCAACACCAGAGUCCCAACCUCUUACUGGGCUGAGCACAUGACCAUGAUUCUAAUUGUGGCUGGAUCAAUGGGUGUUUUGGGCAUAACUAUACUGUCAGUGAGUGCAACUAAAGCAAUCAUGUCUUAUUAUGAACAGCUACAGCUGCAAUAAAAUGUUACCAACACAA
Messenger RNA from Solea solea (common sole), 3196 nucleotides. RefSeq lists its product as uncharacterized. The record is from RefSeq and is a predicted model, not a curated record. Bases 127 to 3180 code for a protein of 1017 amino acids. Lineage: Eukaryota; Metazoa; Chordata; Actinopteri; Pleuronectiformes; Soleidae. Gene Ontology annotation, molecular function: calcium ion binding; protein binding. Gene Ontology annotation, biological process: neutrophil migration. The transcript has 19 exons. Gene Ontology annotation, cellular component: cell surface; apical plasma membrane.